Messenger RNA from Solanum dulcamara, 1727 nucleotides. RefSeq lists its product as uncharacterized. The transcript has 18 exons. Bases 120 to 1526 code for a protein of 468 amino acids. NCBI's taxonomy places the organism in Eukaryota, Viridiplantae, Streptophyta, Magnoliopsida, Solanales, Solanaceae. Gene Ontology annotation, molecular function: S-adenosylmethionine-dependent methyltransferase activity. The record is from RefSeq and is a predicted model, not a curated record.
CCUAACUAGAAACGCCCUUUUUAUCAUUUUGUCCUCUUUUGGCACAUUGGUUUACCGUUUCCGGCGAAAGUGCACAAUUUGGGAAAAGAUUCCAUUGAGAGAGUUCAUCGUCUCCGGCAAUGUCGGAAAUCGGAACGACCGACGAACUUCAGCGCAGGAAGUUUGAAGAAGCCCUAGAAGUCAAAUCCCUCCGUCGUAUCAUCAGCGCCUACCUCAAUUAUCCUGAAGCUGCAGGAGAGGAUGUGAAAAGAUGGGAAAGGUCUCUUACAAAACUACUCCCACCUCAUAAGGCCCUACUGUCUCACCUUCCCACGAAGUUUCAGAAACUAAGAUGGUGCAUCGCUCAAAAUUCAUAUUUCAUAUUUGAGAUGCUAAAGGUGUUUGAGCCCCCUCUUGAUAUGAGCCAGGAUGUUGAUAUUCGUGAAAACCAACAUCUAGAUGAUGUGUCAGGUAAUCAUCUCUUUUCUAGAUCAAGGAACCUUUGCUUAUGUGAGUCAACGUCAACUAGUAGUGGAGUAGAUUGCCACUGCUUGGCUGAACCGAGCUCUAAAGAGACCUGCAAUGGGAAGUAUCCGGCGCCAGCAAAAUUUAAUAAGGAGCAAGAGAUUGAUGGUUGUAAGAGCCUUCCAGACCAGGACACGUUAUAUGCUUCUGCUUGUUGCAAUGGAAAUGUAUCUUCAUCACCUCCGGACUGGUUGGACCCAUCUUUGCAGCUGCAUGUUCCACUGAUUGAUGUGGAUAAGGUUCGGUGUAUCAUCAGAAACAUUGUAAGAGAUUGGGCCAACGAGGGUCAAAAAGAACGUGAUCAGUGUUAUAGGCCCAUUCUGGAAGAGCUUGAACGCCUAUUUCCUAAUCGAUCUAAAGAAAAUCCUCCAGCCUGUUUGGUUCCUGGUGCUGGACUUGGAAGACUUGCUCUAGAAAUUUCAUGUCUUGGUUUUGCUAGCCAGGGAAACGAGUUCUCAUACUACAUGAUGAUCUGCUCCAGUUUUAUUCUUAAUCAUACUCAAGCUGCUGGUGAAUGGACUAUCUUUCCGUGGAUACACAGCAAUUGCAAUUCGGUGUCAGACGAUGAUCAGCUUCGUCCCGUCUCUGUUCCAGAUAUUCAUCCGGCUAGUGCAGGUAUUACUGAAGGCUUUUCCAUGUGUGGUGGUGAUUUUGUUGAGGUCUAUAGUGAUCCAAGCCAAGCAGGAGUUUGGGAUGCAGUUGUCACUUGUUUCUUUCUAGACACUGCCCAUAACAUUGUGGAGUAUAUUGAGAUUAUCUCAAAAGUCCUCAAAGAUGGUGGAGUCUGGAUAAACCUUGGGCCCUUGCUUUAUCAUUUUGCAGAUAUGUAUAGUCCGGAAGAUGAAAUGUCAAUUGAACUGAGCUUGGAGGAUGUGAAAAGGGUCGCUCUUCAUUAUGAAUUUAUAGUCGAGAAAGAAUCAACUAUUGAGACAACAUACACUACAAAUCCAAGGUCAAUGAUGCAAAAUCGAUACUAUGCUGCCUUCUGGACGAUGCGUAAGAGAACAAAGGCGACUUUGUAGUUGAGCAACAAAUAGUUUGCAUCCUUGUGUUGUGGAAUACCAAUGAAUUCACGUUGAUUCUCUUAAUCCUAUUGAAGGCAUGCAUAUUCAAGAAUAGGAGGACGAUUUCCAUAAAUUUAUUAUUUUUAGUGUGACAGUUUAAGAAAGACUUUUUCUUUCAUCAAUGCAAUGGAGAUGGUAUGGAUGACUAUUUAAAUUUAA